Molecule: messenger RNA, 1572 nt
Organism: Lodderomyces elongisporus
Lineage: Eukaryota; Fungi; Ascomycota; Pichiomycetes; Serinales; Debaryomycetaceae
Gene: DJP1
Product: Djp1p
Exons: 2
Coding region: 1-1572 (523 amino acids)
Biological process (GO): protein import into peroxisome matrix
Cellular component (GO): cytosol
Source: RefSeq, a predicted model, not a curated record
AUGAAAAUGGUUGUUGAUACAGAAUACUACGACUUACUUGGCAUUGAAGUCACAGCUACUUCACUUGAAAUCAAAAAAGCUUAUAGAAAGGCGGCUAUACGUUUGCACCCCGACAAGAAUCCCAAUGAUCCGACCGCUGCUGCGAAAUUCCAAGAAGUUGGUCAGGCAUAUCAGGUCUUGAGUGAUGACGCAUUGCGAGCCAAGUAUGAUAAGUAUGGUAAACAGGAAUCAAUACCAUCAGAAGGGUUUGAAGACCCAGCAGAGUUUUUCUCCAUGAUCUUUGGUGGAGAGGCAUUCAAGGAUUGGAUCGGAGAGUUGAGUUUGCUUCAAGAAUUGACAAAGUCUGCUGAACUCUCUGGAUACGGCGAUGAUGAUGAUGAUAAUAAUGGCAAAGAUGACGUGACUAAGAAGGAGGAGAACGAAACUCAGGGGAAAAACGAAAAGAAAGAGGGAUCAGGAGGAAACGAGAAAGGUGCAAAGGAUUCAAAAAAUACACCUACAUAUAGCGAACAUGCAGCACAAGAAUCACAGGAUACCGAUGAAAGACCAUUUAGUUCUUCAAGUAACCAAAAACUACUUUCAAAUGCGGCGCAUGAUGACACCAAGCUAACGCGCAAGGAACAAGAGGAGAAGAGGAGGAAGGAGGAGUUGGAAAAAUUUGAAGAAGAGUGUAGGAUAAAGAAGAUUGAAACAAGGAAUGAAUUGGCUAAGAAGUUGAUUGAGAAGCUUUCGCUAUUGACGGAAACAGAUAUGAAAGACGAUGUGGUAGAAUCAUUUAAAGCGAAAAUUAAAUAUGAGGCCGAGUCACUCAAAAUGGAGAGUUUUGGGUUGGAGAUUUUGCACACCAUUGGACUUGUAUACAAAAGCAAAUCCAAGAUUUUACUAAAAAACCAAACAUUUUUUGGGUGGGGUGGUUUAUGGGCAUCGGUCAAAGAGAAGGGUGGAGUUGUUAAAGAUACUUUUAGAACGAUUUCUGCGGCUCUUGAUGCUCAACGAACAAUGGAAGAAUAUGCGCAGAUGCAACAGGACAAUGAAUAUCAUGCAAAGAAAGAGGCAGAGGAGGAGGAGAUGAAAAAGAAGAAUGCCGAUGCGGAAAAGUCUAAAUUACAAGAGCAACUAGAUAAAGUACAUCGCGAACAAGAAGAAGCACAAGCCAAGGAGACGUUAGGCGAGAUUCCAAAGGAGACUUCUAAGGAUACUGUAAACGAAACUUUAGGUGAGGAUAGUAAAGGUCUGAAACCCCAAGCUGAACCAACAAAGCACACGGCCGAAGAUUUGGCCGAGAUGGAAAAGUUUUUGCUUGCUAAAGUGUUAGCGGCUGCAUGGAAUGGAUCCAAGUUUGAGAUCCAAGGAACUUUGCGUGCCGUCUGCGAUUUGGUUUUAGAUGAUGAGGAAGUACCAUUGGAAAAAAGAGUAGCGAGAGCUCAAGCGAUGAAGUACAUUGGUGAAGUCUUUUCCAGUAUAACGAGGACAGAGGCCGAGGACGAAGAAGCAAGGGUAUUUGAGGAAUUAGUUGCUGAGGCUAGUAAAAAGAGAGAGAAAAAGAAGAAACCAAAGGCCGAAGCUAAGUAA